UCAGGUCCUGCAUUCGAGAUGACAUAGCUUCUGCUGCUGGUACAGACUGACCCUCAGUCUGCUUUGAUUGUCUGGUGUCUACAUGCUCCUUCGACACGCUGCAUCCUCUCUCUCGUUCUCACGCCUUUCGCGAAUGUUUUCCUUUGUCACUUCCAGUAAGAUGCUACUCCCUAUUCAUGUCAGCUUUCCAUUCUACAUGUUCAUUUCAAGACUCGUCUCUUUUCCGACCCCGUCUGUUGAGCCGCUGCAUAAUUUAACGGUCAUCGUCACCACCGUAUCGUCCCCGCUCUGGAUCGCGCCCUCACUACGAGGUCCCACACCACCAUCACGGCCAGCUUCACCAAGGCGAUACUCAACACCAAGAUCACCUCGGCCUUUCUCAACGGCUCAUCCUUUUCUCGGGGACUCAAGUAUCAACGACCAGAGAUAUAAAGGGACCUGGGGUGGUGUUCUUCCAUCAAGUCAUUCAGAUCGAAUAGCCCAGCGUAGCACCACCAGUUAUCUUUCUUGCUUUCUUUGCUUUUCUCGCGAUGCCACUAUAGGCUUAUCAUUCAUUUCUUCGCUUCGGCGGUCUUUCGCGGUGUGUUGGCUUCGGCCGUUUUCAGUAUUUACAUUCGCUUCGGCGGGCUUCCAUUCCUUCUUCCUGAAUAUAGCAUAGCCUUACCACAUAGUUCGGAGUAAAGUAUUAGCAUGUUGUGGGGCCCUUCACCUGCUCGGAUCUUCGCAUUGGCUCCUAGCCUGUAGCAUCUUCGCUGCUCAAUCUCUACUUUUGAAGGAGUGUAUGUGCACGCUGGCGGAGCCACACACACACACACACACACACACACAUACGCAGCCUUUCAGCGCGCUCUGCUGUUGUUGUCCCGCAGAAAGGAGCAAACGCGUUAUGGUCGCAAUUCUUGCUCGCCUUCACCCUCUCCACAG
Molecule: messenger RNA, 924 nt
Organism: Alternaria rosae
Lineage: Eukaryota; Fungi; Ascomycota; Dothideomycetes; Pleosporales; Pleosporaceae
Exons: 3
Coding region: 83-658 (191 amino acids)
Source: RefSeq, a predicted model, not a curated record